Molecule: messenger RNA, 1281 nt
Organism: Psilocybe cubensis
Lineage: Eukaryota; Fungi; Basidiomycota; Agaricomycetes; Agaricales; Agrocybaceae
Exons: 5
Coding region: 1-1281 (426 amino acids)
Biological process (GO): peptidyl-lysine monomethylation
Cellular component (GO): nucleus
Molecular function (GO): protein-lysine N-methyltransferase activity
Source: RefSeq, a predicted model, not a curated record
AUGCCUGAGAAGGUCGACCUUCCUAUGUUUUGGGGAUUAGAUGCGAACUCUCAGGAUUCAAUGGACGCGCUGGACUGGCUGACUGGAACGGAAGCUGGUAAAUUGCUUCAAGCUAAGAACGACGAUAACUUGACAAAACUAGAAGAAAUUGACAAGUUCUAUUAUAAUACAGCCGAAUCCCUCCUUUUGCUUCAUCUCCAGGAAUCUAAGCCAACGCUGAUGGGGUUUCAUCACGCGUUCUCUUUGGUUUCGUCUCGUGCUUUUCUUGUGGAUGCGUAUCAUGGUUUGUCAAUGGUACCGAUUGCCGAUGUUUUCAACCACGGCGCUGAUAAUCAAGUACAUCUUGAGAGCGAUUAUAAUGUGUGUCCGGAAUGCGGCUCCUUGCAAGAAUGUCCCCACGAUAAAGACGAUCUCACGGAUGUCGAACACAAACUUGCAAGCUCGGAGAACCAGGAAGACAACCUGGAUACAAGCCUCUUGAUGGUCACCAAUGCCGGUAUACCACCAGAUACAGAAGUCUUCAAUACAUACGGAGAAACUCUUUCAAAUUCUCAACUCCUAAACCAGUAUGGUUUUAUGCUAGAGACCAACGACAACAUGCGUCUGUCUUGGACAAUGUAUAAUGUAGUCCAAGAACUUUACACCGACCUAUUCCUUAUCGAACGGCUACCGACAACAGAGAGGCGAAAUAUUGUGACAUAUAUGUUUCAGGUUCUAACUGCAUUAGAAGUAGAAGAGGUGGAGAAGCUUCUUUCUACUCAAUCCGACCUUGUUUACUAUGAAGACACCAAAGAGGAGCACUUUUUCGUCAAAUACGAAGGGUUAUCACAUCCACUGUGGGCGCUUCUUUUUGUGUUAUCCCUCAUACGAUAUCGACAGAGCAACAAAAACUUUGAUGUGGACCCCGCCGCAUUAGCUCUGGAUGUUUUGAAGCUACAAACCACAUUAGAGGCUUUAGAGGGUGACGAUGAAGGUCAGAUUUAUGAAAAUGAUCCUGUUUUCAACAAAUCCGGGAAAGCCGACAAAGCAGCAGUCGAACUUUUGAGAGGGAUGAGUAAUUUGAGUGUCGCUCUUUGCGAUCACCGAGGACGGAACAGCGGAAAGCCUGGUUCUUUUGACUAUGAUCUUUUCAAGCUGCUAGACGAACUACCGAAAGGCAACACACGGACGCGUCUGGCAGUCUCUCUGGUGAUCACCGAGAGAUCCAUCCUGAAGAAUUGUCAAGCGGGGUGGCAAUCCAUGGCUAAACGCAUCUCCUCGACACUGCCUGGUCUCAGUUGA